Molecule: messenger RNA, 7952 nt
Organism: Patella vulgata (common limpet)
Lineage: Eukaryota; Metazoa; Mollusca; Gastropoda; Patellidae
Exons: 16
Coding region: 1-2859 (952 amino acids)
Source: RefSeq, a predicted model, not a curated record
AUGGAUGUUUAUCAUUCAAUCUUGCUCUGUAUACUGCUUGCUAAUUUUAUUGAAGAACACCAUUCCAAGGAAUUAAAAUGGCUCACUGUUGAAAGUGAUCAAUAUGAAGUGACCGUUGGAUGUGACAUUGAUCUAAGAUGGAGAAUACUCACUGAUAUUCAAAAUGUCUCCUUCUUCAAGAUCAAAGGAGAAAACAUUACCAAAAUUAUAACAAAUGGAAAACACACAAUAAAUAAGACAGAAGACGGGAACUUUGAAACAAUAGUUCUGACUAUCAAAAAUGUUACAAUAAAAGACGCUGGUUUAUACAGAGGUAAAAUAGAUUUUAUAGAUGCAUACCGUGACACCAAUUUAACGGUUCAUGCUUUUAAAUGGAUGAGUGAUAUAAAGCUUAUGCAAGUUGAUUUAGAACAGGAUGUGACGAUUAAAUGGGAAUAUGUUAGUGAUGCCGAACAUAAUGUUUCAAUAGACAUGAUUACCCCGGACAAAUUAUUUCCAUUUAGAACAAAGUCUGAAGUUUUAGUACGAUGGAAAAAUGGGGUUGAAAUAAAUAGAAUAAAUAAUGACAGGAUGAAAUUUAAUCUAGAGGAGACGAAUAGUAGGAGGAUUGUGAUGCUAACACUACGAAAAAUUGUUCCUGAUGAUUUUAAAAGAUUGUACGACAUUGUGAUUGAAUUCAGUGAAACAUGUUCUAAGUCUGAAAGAAAUGUUACCUUUGAGGAAGACUUAAAAUUUCAAUGGUUACAUUCGUCAACUACAUCUACAUCAACUAUUCAUAAAGAUGUGGAAUUGGUUUGGAAAUAUCAGUGCCUUAAACUAGCGAACAGAAUAAUCAUCUAUAAGAAGAAAAUGAACUCACUUGAACCGAAAACACAGAUUGUUAAGUGGACAACGGAAGAUAAAUUUACACUGGAUCAACCUAAUGUUGAAUUAAUCAAGUCUUAUAUCAUUCAUAAUAACAAUGAUGGUGAAUUGCUAAGACUGAAAGUGAUAUUUCCCACAAACGACGAUUUCCACUGUAUUUACACAUGUCAAGUAUACUACGGAAUUGUGAAUUCUAAUGAAUCGGAGAUUCAACUGAACUUGAAAGGAGCAACUGUCUAUAGUAACACUACCACAGUUAGCGAUUAUCUUACAAAAGAUGUCAUAUUUGUAUGGCAUUAUCACUAUGAUUUCCCAGCAGAAGCCGUUAUAUUUACACGUACCCAUUUGUCAGAUCGCAAGUACGGCGUUGGAUUCUGGAAAAAAUCAACAUAUUUUAAACUAACACUAGAAGAUGAUAAGAGGCAACUACAAUUUAAUAUAAGCGAAGAGCCCGUGACAAAUGGUGUGGAAGGGGACGUAAUUCUAAUAUGGCGGAAUGUAACAAUGAAAGAUGCAGAAUAUCACUACACCUGUCAAGUUACAUUUUCUGAUGGACAAGCAAAUUCUUCUGGUAUAAGUCUCCAUGUAAUAACCCCUUUGAAUACAACUGUACAUAGUAUUGUACAACCUGCUCCUAUAUAUUGGCCAAUAGGAUUGGUGCUACCUGUCCUGGCAGCAUUGGUAAUAGUACUAGUAGCAGUGAUUAUAAGAAGGAAACGACGAAACGACGAAAGCACACCAGGAAACGACGAAAGCAAACCCAUGAUAACGAUAUCAGAUACUCGUACCAUUAAACCGCUAGAGUAUGAGGAAUAUCGAGCAUGGAUGAGAAAUAAGGCUUUUUUAAUUACCGGACUCAGAGAUAAACUUACGGAUGUAACAAAUAAGCUUGGAGAAAAGAAUGUUUUAGAUGGAGCCAUGAAAGGAAUGAUUCUUGGUGUAGCUAAGACAAACCUACCAAGUGGUGCCAACAUGCUGGUUGAUUAUUUAUCAGAAUAUGGUGAUGAUUCAUUUCAGAAAAUUAUGGAAGCUUUUGAAUCGUGUAAUUUUGCUGACGCUAAGAAAAUACUUGAAUUAGAAUUGAAAAGAAGUCAAAGAAUGAAAGAUGACGAUUAUGAAAUAUGGACCCAUAACCACAUCCGUUUGGUAAAUGACUUCCUAACGACCCCGGCCAUUAUUGGUGAAUUAAGAAAAAGGUUAAUCAUAAACGAUGUGGAUAAUAAAGAAUUGGCUAUACAUCUAAAGAUUGGUAAAAGAACUCAAGCAAUUAAACUAUUAGAUAUUUUAACUGAACGCGGAACUGAUGUUCUGGCUGAAAUCAAUGCUGUUCUGGAAACCUUUGAUCUACCGAAAAUAACAGCGGUGGCAGGUCCAGAGCAGAAUAAAGCAAUGAGAUAUGAACACUAUAAAAUAUGGAUGAGGAACAAGACUUAUUUAAUCGAGAAACUGAGAGAUAAGUUGGGCGCUUUAACACAGAAAUUAUCCAAAGAACAAAUCUUAGAUAGAACUUCUAAAGCAGAAAUUGACAGCACAGCUGAUGUUAACAAAGCCAGUGGUGCAUACAAACUGAUAAAUUUGUUAUCGGAAAAUUGCGAAAGUAUGGUUGACAAAAUUAUACCAGUACUGAAAUUUUGUGGUCUGACAGCAGUAGCUUAUAAGCUUACAUCGGAUCUGAAAUGGAGUGGAAGAAUGAAAGACGACGACUUUGAGUUAUGGAAACGUUGUCGAACCAAAAUUGUUAUUAAUAUCCAGUAUGACUUAGAUGGUAUAAAUGAGGAACUAAAGAAAAGGGGGAUUAUAAAUGAUGUGGAUAUAGCGGAAUUGACGGUACAUAAAGAGAGGGGUAAACGUGUUUCAGCUAUAAAGUUGGUUGAUAUACUGUGUGACCGCGGCAAAGGUGUCCUUCCUGAGAUCCGAAAAGUCUUUAAAUCACGCGGCUUUGUAGGAUUAGAAAAAGAUCUGGAACGUAACAGAAAUGUCAACGACACCAAGUAAAGCUAUAAAGUUGAUUGAUAUACUAUGUUACUGCGGCAAUGAUGUCUUUCCUACAUUUCAAGAAGUCAACUUUACGCUGUAUACAAAUUAAUAGUUCAAUCAGUAUUAUAAUUCCGUGGUUUGGCCUAGAAUAAAUGCAACAGAAUUUCUGUUUGCUGCAAAUAGCUCCCCAAACUAACUAUCCUGGACAAAAUAUUAAAAAUGUAGAUUAAAAUAAGAGAGGGAUGACCGCCAUUCGUCAUAUUUUUGGUCAACUUUACACUGUAUACAAAUGAAUAGUUAAAUCUGUAUUAUAUUUCCGUCGCGUUUUCGGGUAGAAAUCGUGGAACAAGCUUUACUUUGAAGAUUUCGACGUUUAGUAACAAAAGAACAAUGUUGACAUUUUUUCUGAGUAUGUAUUCGUAGUAUGGGGCGCCAUGCCGCCGUUAUUUGGAGGGUAGCCAUUUUGCGAUAAUAUUCCAACUCAUUUUUUUUAUUUUCAGCUUAUUUAUAAUGUUAUCGAUAUAUCAACUAUGAUUUGGCACUGUAUUAAUAUUGGCGGGGGUCAUGACCAUAUUUCUGAUAUUUUCAUCACUUCAUGAAGAUAUUUCCAAGAUGGCGGCCAGUUUUGGCGGGGAAAAUGGGACGAUGUGCAGAUUUUGAUUAAGUAGUAGUGUUUAGUAUAAAUAUAUAUGUUUUCGGGGGCGUAUAUUCCAUUUAUGACAUUCACAACCUUGUAAAAUGACAUGUUCAUAUAUUUAGCAUAUUUCCAAUAUGGCUGUCAUUUGUGGUGGAGAAAAUGGGACGGUGUGUUGAUUUUGAAUACGUAGUCGUCUUUGGUGUCCAAAUGUAUGUUUUCGGGGGCGCCGAUUCGAUUUCUACCACAUACAACUGCGUAACGUGAUUGUAUAUUAACUGAUUUGUAGGCGGUUAGCUUAUGCCAUAUUCACGGAAGCCGGUACCAUGUCGUACCCAUUUGACUGCAGAAAACAAUAUAACUGUCUUUAUUUUUGGCUAAUCAAAUCAACUUUUGAUUUGCAGCUUUGGGUAUUUGAAGUGCAGUUACAAACUAUUACACUCAAUAUUAAUUAAAUGUCACAGUUUACAUUUUAUUUAAAUUGAGAGACCACCCAAAAGAAUGGGUGGUGGUUAUCGCUUAAAUAUAUUUUUCAAGCUUUUUACGAAUUCGAAUUCACCGAAUUUUGCGAACGGAAAAAAAACUGUGUGUUUUUUUGACCGAGUUUACUAAUUCUUUCUUUUAUGGGUGCCCUGAAAAAAAAGUCAUUUCCACCUGCAAUUUCCGAUUUUCAAAAUUCGUCGCUUUGAUUUCGAUCCGGAAGUUGCGACCAACUUGAGAACUUCUUUAAUUGUUAGGGAUCACGGUAGCUAAGUGGGUAUGACGCUCGGUUUGCUAGCCUGGAGGUCGGUUGUUCGAUCCCUGCAUUGGCCGAGAAAGUUCAUCACGAUUUUCCGGCGUGGUUCCCCUUGUCAAUGAUGCAGGACGGAGGGCCUGACACGGACAGCUGUCUAGUCGUUCGGAUGGGACGAAAAACCGAGGUCCCGUGUACACAUUGACGUGCAAGUAAUAGAUCCCUUGACAGUGCCGCGGCCAUAGUGCCGCUGUCCGGGCAAAAUUUCCCUCAUAGCAGAACAACAGGACGUUAAACCCAUUUCAUUUCAUUUCUUUAAUAGUUGCACGAUUUUCAUGAAAUUUGGAACGUAAGUAGACCUCAUUGAUUCAACUUAACGAUAUUAGAAAUUUCCCAACUUAUUUCUCUUGGAGAAAUUAAGGAUCAAAUUUUUGAAAAAAUCGAAAAAAAAGUAGGUCAGAAAGCCUUGAUUUUUUUCUGUACUAGCUAAGAAAUUACUGAUGCGCACACGAAAUAUAGUGUUUGUCGAUCGAUCCAUUUUUCGGUUAAUCAUCAACGACCGUUGGACUGAAGAUCAUAUUCAAAUCUAAUGAAAAUCGGACCCAUCAGAUGGCAUCGAGAGUUAAAUUAUGGUCUUGUCAUGUUAAUAAAAUGUUUAAUUAAUAGGCUAUAUAACAUUUCAGGCCUGAAGAAAGACCUGCAAUAGGCAGAUUUAGCUCUUGCAUAACGUAUGUUUAAUAAUGGCCAUAAAUAACGCUAUUAACAUAACUGUACGCGAUUUCAGUAGAUUAUCUACGAUAAUUAUGUAUGGUUAAAUGGUCGAGAGCGAGACAUUAAGUAAUAUAUUGAUACUGCACGAGGCGUUAACCGAGUGUUGUUUCAAUAUAUUAUGCAAUGUCUUUAGCUCGAGACCAUUAAACAAAUUAAAAUACAGACACUAUCCCGCACGUGCUUUUCAAUGAAAUACGCCACGCGAGUCCAAUAUUCCAUCAAUUAAGUGUACGAUUGGCAAGUUGCCCGUACAUUAUUGGAAAUAAUGGUACGCCAAUAUCAAAGGAUGACGUCACAUCUGUAUUUUAAAUUGAAUUAUACAAAACCGCUUGACACAUCGCUGCGAUAUGAUUGGUUUAAUUGUAGAACAGGAUGUGGAGGAAGGGUCCGGAAGGAAGUCGGUUACUAUGCGACAAUAGCAGGCGCUAAUUUUUCUUUUCUUUAGAUUUGUUUACUCUAAUUGCACUUGAUAUAAUAGCAGGCUCUGUUUUUUUUCAGAUUUUUUGUAGUGAAUUUUGCGAGACAGACUAAAUUAAAUCACAAGAUAUAAGUUAUGUAUAUUUCAAAAUAUCAUCACAAAUCAGUAAAUAUUUAACAUCAUACAUUAUCACUAUCAAAUAUAUCACAGUCAAUUAAAUAUAAUUAAAUUACAAUAAAUAUGAGUAAAAUGUAAUUAUUUACAGUUGAAAUUUCUAAGAUAAGUCUUUCUCUUUUAAAACGUGUAGCAUUUGUCCAUGUAAACCCGGUUGGAUAAAUGUGAAAACAGAACCCCAUAUAAAAACAUGUACGGCGUAUCUACAAAAAGAAUUGUAUUUCAUCCAUAUCCACAUACUACUCGGAGUGUUUCGUUUAAUUAGACCUAAUCCAACUCACGGAUUUGUCGACUCGGGACAAUGUUUCGGGGAUAUGCCAUACCAUACCCAAGAACUUUUAAAUUUUGUUUAAGUUCAGAAAUAUGUAAAUGGAAUAAAAUUGAUUAUGUUCAUGUUGAUUUAUUAACCCCGUAAAUAUAAAUAGCAAUUUAUAUUAGGCUGAACUAGAUUAGAAAAAAGUUACAAUAAUUUGUAUUUUUUUAAAUUUCUUUUUUGUAUAAUGUGUUCAGAAUUAGUUACAUGUAUUUUAUUUUGUAUAACAUGUUUAGUUACAGAUGUAUUAUGUAAGAAUUGUGUGACGUCACCCUUUGAAUUUGUCGUAUCAUUAUUUAAAAUAAUCGUACGGGUAACUUGUCAAUUGUACAUUAUUUAUACUAGUGAAAUAUUGGACUCGCGUGAUGUAUUUCACUAUAAAAGCACAGUCUCUUGCUUAAGCCAUUGCGUAAUAUAUUGUAAAAACACUCGGGCUUGUGGCCCUUUUGUUGUUACAAUAUAUAUCACAAUAAAUAUAUAUUAUACUAAAAAUACAGACUUGACGUCCUCCUUCAAUGUUAGCAUACCAUUAUUUCAAAUAUUGGACAUUGAAAUGCAGGUGUAGGAUAUUUUCCGUAUUUAAACGCCCUCACUCAGUAUCAAUAUAUUACUCAAUGUCUCGAUCAUUAAGAAAACUUACAAAUAAACAUGGAAUUAAGUUAUAUAUUGCAAUUAAAAUUUUCUAUAAAAGUUUAAAACUUUAUCAUAUAGACCCGGUUGCGCAUACAGAUGUUGUAAGGUCAGCGGUAAUGCUUCGAUCUAAUUGCCUUAAGAUGUUUACAGGCAAUCAGAAUAUGCUUAACACUGCCAAAGGAAGCUAUGGCAUUGUAUACGCUUUAAGAUGAAAAUCUGAGUUCAAAAAUUAUGACUAAUGCGAGAGCGACACAAAACAACUCCAUCCCGCCUGUUGGAUCUGGGAGCCACGCUGUCUGGCUAACCCGGAGGUCCAGCGUUCGAUCCCUACGUUGGCCGAGAAAGUUCAUUGGGAUUUUCCAGUGUGGUUCCACCUUAUUAGUGGUGCAGGACCGAGGGCCUGGCAAGGGAAAACGUAUAGUCGUAUAGCAGUUGGAAUUCGAUAUAUCAGGUUGGCCAGUUUCCUAACAGAGGCUUACUGUGAUGAAGUUUGAUUUUUGCCUACAAGAGCCAAAGACCGUUCUCAGCGGCCAUGAAUAAAAUCAUUAAUAUAUAAUUUAAAAUCUGGGUAUGGUGUUAAACAUUGAGAUAUAGGUAUUUUGUAUUUUUUUAGUUAUAGAUGCAUUAUGUAAAAAUUAGAGCUGUUAGUCCUUGCAAUAAUAGUUCAAAAAUUGAAGAUAAUGAGAAAAAAUGAAUAUAUUGAAAGUUUCAGUCAGUCUGUGCGAAGUUAUGAGUUUUUGAAGUAAAUUGUUAAUUAUCGCAGGAAAUGUUUGUCUCGAUUAUCGUUAUACUUAAAUGUCCGAAAGAGAGCUGCAAUAUAGGCAGAUUUAGCUCUUACUGUUUUGCUCCGACUGGGCUAAUGAAGAUGGUUUUUCGUGACAUGUUUAUUUACCAUGUUUAGAUAUUAUAUUUCUCUUUUCAUUAAUGUUAGUAAAUCAUCGUAUUUUUAUUUACCAUGUUAAAAUAUAUUUAUAUAUUAAUAUUAGUAUAGACAUUAAUAAUGUUUAUUUACCAUGUUUAUGUAUUCUACUUUGUCUUAUUAAUGUUAGUAAAUCAUAGACUGUAAUAUGUUUAUUUACCAUGUUUAGAUAUUCUAUUUUUUUAAUUAAUGUUAGUAAAUCGUACUAUUUUACUUAACAUGUUUAAAUAUAUUUAUGUUAAUGUUAGUAUAGACCUUAAUAAUUUUUAACGAAAGAAAUAUAACUUUGUACUGACUAUUUAAAACAUCUUUAUCAAAAUAAUUGUGAUUGAGUAAAAUAACCCUAAUCCAGUAAGAGGCGUGGCACAUUUUCAAAAUGAUCUCUGGAGAUUACAUUUCAAAUGUAGGUAUCGGAACAAUGAAUAUUUUGUUGGAUUAGUUUCAAAGUAAUUUGCCUUAUUUUAAGGUUACGCCCUUAGUGUAUUUAGAAUAGAGAAAUCUUAUUCUAGAAAGAAA